GUCAAUGACAAAAGAAACUUAACAGCCAAGGAAGCCGUGCACGAAUCCCUAGAACAACUCUGAAUCUGAUUGAAAACGCCCAACGCCUCCUCUCGAUUUCCCUCGUUUUCGCUCGCGAAGAAGCACUGACUAGGAGCUACAGGCCUACAGCCAUGGCCGUCGAACCAUCCUCAGUCUGAUGAGAGAGGGGAUCCUCAGCUGAAUUCGUUCCGAUUCGUUUGAACAUUAUUAUGCCUGAUCGUCUCAUCAACGUCCUUCUCCUCGCUUUCCUCCUCUGCACUUUCCCUAAGCAGUCUUCAUUCAUCUUGGCAUUCACGACUCGGCAGAAAACUUCGAUUCCUUCUUUGAUCUCCGAGAAUCAGAUAGUUGAGCUUCUGAUUCUCGAACUGAAGCUACGGAGCUUAAUAACUGAUCUCAAGAUUACUGUUUUUUACUCUUUUCACGUCACUCACCUGUUCUUAGACCAGUGGUUUCGUCGCAUACGAGCUCUAAACGUUCGAUUCAUACCCUUUGUGGAUUGAGACCCAUCUGGUAGGCUGGUAGAUUCUUUACUGUUGCUGUAGUCAUCAUUCUAGUUCCAUUCCUCAUUUUUUCUCUCUGCUUUUUUCUCAACUCCACUUGCGAAAUGAGCUUCUUGAAACCGUCGGUGUUCUCUCGGUUUCUUCUGACCUUCCCUUCGUUAAGAUGGAUGCCGUGUCAGAGUUGGGCGUUUCUGAGAUGGCCCAAUCUCGAUGGAUUUAUGAGUGUUUUGGUGUUGGUGCUGAUCUGGUCCAUGUUCGCUGAGAUUCGAUUCAUACCGUCGUCGUCUAUGUAUCCUACUCUUCGCGUUGGGGAUCGAAUAAUCGCGGAGAAGGUAUCAUAUUACUUCAAGAAUCCUGCUGUCAAUGAUCUUGUCCUUUUUACAGUACCCAAGAAUUUGCAGGAUAUGGGAUACAAAAAGGAAGAUGUUUUUAUUAAAAGAAUUGUAGCAAAAGCAGGGGAUCUGGUGCAGUUUCAGCAUGGUAUGCUUUAUGUUAAUGGAAUUGCUCAAAGAGAAGAUUUCAUAACAGAGAUGCCCACCCACUGCAAACAGAAUGAAACUUGUGUUAGUGUACCACGAGGACAUGUUUAUGUGUUAGGCGACAACCGGCAUAACAGUUAUGAUUCCCGUUCUUGGGGACCUCUUCCUAUUGCCAACAUUUAUGGAAGAUUCAUCUUCCGCUGUUCUAGACCCACAAACUCAUGAUCUCAGGGGAUGAGAAAUGAGCAAGGAAAAUAUCGACACUCCUUGGCUUGUGGAAUUUGUAUCGGACCUUUCCCAUAUUUGCUAGUGUACAUGCACUUAUCUAUGCUGGUGUGCUUCUUAUGUGUUGUUUAAAUUACUAGUGUAGGGUAUAACUGUGAGCAUGUUAUAUGAAGGUAUGGACAAAGAAGUGUAUCUCUUUUUCCUUCAGUUUCUAUUUGGAUGGUAAGCAUGAAUUUGAAACAUACAGAUAUAUUUUUCUUCUUUUUUUAA
Molecule: messenger RNA, 1495 nt
Organism: Nelumbo nucifera (sacred lotus)
Lineage: Eukaryota; Viridiplantae; Streptophyta; Magnoliopsida; Proteales; Nelumbonaceae
Product: chloroplast processing peptidase-like
Biological process (GO): thylakoid membrane organization
Cellular component (GO): chloroplast thylakoid membrane
Molecular function (GO): serine-type endopeptidase activity
Source: RefSeq, a predicted model, not a curated record